AUGGCAUAUGUCAAGCCCAUCUUGAAGUAUGGAGUGCCAGUAUGGAGCUCUCAUCUGGUUAAGAAUAUAAAAAAGCUAGGAAAAGUGAAGGAGAAGAAAAGAAGUUUGCUAGCUGCCAAACGUGUUCAUAAUUUGUACUUAGUGGAAGGGAGAGACAUCGUUGUUCAGUAUUCUGUCCACAAUGUUGGUCAGGCUGCUGCAAUCAAUGUACAGCUCACAGAUGCAGGUUUUAGUACUGAAGAUUUUGACAUAGCUGGUGGUCAGCUGCAAGUGAAGUUUGACAGAAUUGCUCCAAAUGCAAAUGUUUCUCACACUGUUGUUGUGAAACCCAAGAAGUAUGGUUAUUUUAACUUCACAGCAGCAGAAGUGUCUUACCAGCCAUCUGAAGAUUCUGCAGAGAUCCAGAUUGGAUAUACCUCAGAGCCUGGUGAAGGAGGGAUCAUUGCUUUCCGUGACUAUGACCGAAAAUUUUCACCUCAUGUUUUUGAUUGGUUGAUCUUCGCUCUGCUGAUGAUCCCUGCUCUUCUAGUUCCUUACAUGAUGUGGUACAACAUUAAGUCCAAAUAUGCAACAGUUCCACGUGGAAAAAAGAGCAGAUCUGAUUAAGCUGCACAUUUCAUUCUAUUUAUUCUUCUUGGCAAAUUAAUUUCAUGAAUUAAUGAUAGCUUAAAUUAAAAAAAUCAAAUGUUCUGGAUAACUUGAAUGACAUUAAAUGGCUAUUUUAAUUUUUAGCCAAACUUGAGGGAAAUUUCUAAUUGUCUUAAGACUUGCAUUCCUUUGCAAGAUCCUGGUCAUGUUUGGGAAUUUUGUAUGUCUGAUAUGUGUGAGUGUAUAUGAUGUACAUUUUAUUUUGUGCAGUUAAAUUUUAGUAUGUCAGUUGUAAUAUUGUUUUUUAAUUAAAUUGAAAACCAAAAAAAAAAA
Messenger RNA from Cherax quadricarinatus, 921 nucleotides. The record is from RefSeq and is a predicted model, not a curated record. Lineage: Eukaryota; Metazoa; Arthropoda; Malacostraca; Decapoda; Parastacidae.